Messenger RNA from Micropterus salmoides (largemouth bass), 2411 nucleotides. RefSeq names its product RNA binding motif protein 12Bb (gene rbm12bb). Lineage: Eukaryota; Metazoa; Chordata; Actinopteri; Centrarchiformes; Centrarchidae. The coding region runs from base 164 to 2068 and encodes 634 amino acids. The record is from RefSeq and is a predicted model, not a curated record. Gene Ontology annotation, molecular function: RNA binding. Gene Ontology annotation, biological process: regulation of RNA splicing. The transcript has 2 exons. Gene Ontology annotation, cellular component: nucleoplasm; ribonucleoprotein complex.
GAUUGCAGCGCGUGAUUUGAAGCACGGAAGAAGACGAAGAAGAAGAAUCUUCGAGACGAGAGUGAAACGAAGCUGAACUUAAUUGAUCUGAAAAUAUCUGUUAUUCUCGAUUUGUCACGAGAAUCUGUGCUUGUCAUUCCUGUGCUGUUGUUUGUGCUUCAGCAUGGCGGUCGUCAUCCGUUUACAGGGACUGAGACUCACAGCAGGCUCUGAGGAUAUUCGCAAGUUCUUCACUGGCCUCAAAAUUCCAGAUGGAGGGGUGCAUAUAAUUGGUGGAGAGCGAAGUGAAGCUUUCAUUAUCUUUGCUUCAGAUGAAGACGCACGAAGAGCCAUGACACGGUCAGGGGGUUGCAUUAAGGGUGCAUCUGUUACAUUGCUACUAAGUAGCAAAACAGAAAUGCAGAGCGUCCUUGAAAGAAGUACACAACAUGUUGAGCUAGAUCAAAAGAGGCAUCUUGAGGAGAACACAAGACACACUAGAAGAUCUGUGGACCCUGAGGUGGGCCGGAGAUCAGGUAGCAGAUCGGGUCAUACCCCUCCCCCCCAGCACCAGAGGGUUUCAAACACUGAUGACUUCUUGUAUGUGUUUCUGAAAGGAUUGCCUUUCUCUGUGACUGAGGUGGAAAUCCGUGACUUUUUCUGUGGUUUACAUGUUGAUGAAAUAGUCUUGUUGAAGAAUGGAUAUGGUGCGAAGAAUGGGAAUGGUCUUGUCAAAUUUGCAACAAGAGAGGAUUCAUUUGAAGGCCUGAAGAGGGAUAGGAGGUACAUUGGGUCAAGGUAUGUGGAGGUUUCCACAACAACAGCAGACGAAUGGCGUCGGGCUACUGGUAAAAUGUCAAUUGCUGUCAAAUCGUACGACAACUUUGAAAGGGAGAGAUCACCUGUUCGCAACCAGAGGAAUCCACAACAUCCCACAAGGUCACAAUCUCCUUUGGCUCAGAGGCCCUUUGCUCAUUCUGAGGAUGAGUACUGCGUUUUGUUGGACAAUCUGUCCUAUGCAGCUGAAAAAGAAGACAUAAAAAAGCUUUUUCGUAAUGCAAAACUUGAAGAUGACCAGAUCCUGCACUUAAUUGGCCUUGAUGGGAGAAGAACUAGAUCCACAUUUGUGCUGUUCAAGAGUCUGCGUGACUAUUGUGAUGCCUUAAGUCACGAAAAAAGACUGUUUCUCAACCGAUGGGUUUAUACACGCCCAAUCUCAAGAGAGAAAAUGAUCGCCCUUCUGGAAUCUCAGAGCAUGGAUGUCAGCCCUUCUGGAAACACUGAAAAGUUUCAGGAGACAACUCCAUCUCACCCUGGUGAUGCUUAUGACUCUGAGAAAGUGUGUCUAUUUGUGCGGAACCUGCCAUUUGAUGUACGGAAAGUUGAGAUCAUGGAUUUCUUCUUUGGGUUUAAUAUCACAGAGGACAAAGUGUUUGUGCUACGUGACCAUAAAGGAGCUGGGGUUGGAAAGGCUUUGGUUCUCUUCCGGUCUGAGGCAGAGGCUAUGAGUGUACUGUCUCUCAACGGACGAAGGUUUCUGGGGUCAGAAGUCUUACUGAAAUGCAUUUCACGUUCUCAGAUGCGGCAGUUGGGUGUUGAGCCUCCAAUGGUGCAAGAGCCACUGCCGAGGGAGGAGCAAUACUUGAGCAGGAGAAGCGAGGCAUCCUAUCACACUGGUGACACUGAGUACCCUGAGUUUGGGAUUCCUCGUGACGGUAAUAUACCAAUGACUAAUGUAAAGGGUCGUAUCCGUGGGGAUUAUGAGCCUUUUGCCGUAGCCCCUUAUGCUCCACCAGACAGAGGUAAUGGCGUUCGUGGCGGCUUUGGUGCCUCGGUGCAGAAUCUUGAUGGUCCCACCUGUGUAAGGCUAGUUAAUUUACCAUUCCAAAUCAGAAGCGAAGAAAUCUAUGACUUUUGCUAUGGAUAUCGAAUCAUCCCUGGAUCGGUCUCACUGCAAUAUGACCAGAGGGGAAAACCUCAAGGCUCUGCGACUGCAGUAUUUGAGUCCCGUCCGGAGGCGUUAACAGCAAUUGAGGAACUGAGUGGAAGACCAAUCGGCCCAAGAAAAAUACAGCUUCUACUUGUGUGAAAGUGGCAUGCCCUAGCAGUAAGGUUUGGACAUAUACACAAUGUUAAUUGAAGCAAAUUUGAUUUAUGGGAAGUACUGCAUUUUCUUUUUCUUUUGAAUUCAUGUGCCAUGGCUAAAUAUGUAAAUGUAAAUUUAGCUAUAUAUUUUUUAACUGCAUUUGUUUUUAUCAUAAGGUAAUAUAGUCUGACUAUAUGUGGGUUUUCUCUCAGUGAAAUAUUAGAUUUUUGGUUUUCUCACAUCUUUCUCAUUUUUGUUUGUACUUACAACACUGUGUGGAAAAAAAUUUACAAUUCAUUGUACUAUGUGGUGAUUGUGAGUGUUUUUAUAAAGACACAUACCUGUA